CGAAGCUGUCACCAUGGAUAGCACCAGGUGAAUUAGUCUCCUCAGGUUUCGAUUCAGUAUAACUGUUGGGUAUCCGCACAAUGAUACUCCGCACGAGAACUUGCAGCUUUGCAUAACUUUUCUCUACUGUCUACUUCUCUUAAUAUUGUUGUCCGUGCAACAAAUUCAAACUCAUUGCAAAGAUGGUCGCUGGUGGUAAUGCGGCGCCUGGCUUCUACGAUGCCGCUCUUCAACGUCGUCAGACCCUUAUGGGAGCCAGUGGGCCGGCUGCUCUGGUUAAAAAUGGCAAGGUCUUCAUGAUUGCCAUGUUUGCUUGUAUUGGUGGACUUCUUUACGGUUACAACCAAGGAGUCUUCUCAGGCGUAUUGACUAUGCCGUCUUUCCAACGACACAUGGGAAAUUAUGACUCCAAUGAUCCAGCAGAUCAGACCCGCAAGGGAUGGCUCACAUCAAUUCUCGAGCUCGGUGCUUGGUUUGGUACACUUCUCUCUGGUUUCUUGGCGGAGACUGCCUCGAGAAAGUACGGCAUCUUGAUAGCUACAUCUGUGUUCAUCUUGGGCGUCGUGAUCCAAACAACUGCUAUUAGUGCUGGACACAAUUCCAUUCUUGGAGGUCGGUUCAUCACUGGUAUGGGUGUGGGAUCUCUUUCCAUGAUCGUGCCCAUGUACAACGCAGAAGUCGCCCCACCAGAGGUUCGCGGGUCUCUGAUUGCCCUCCAACAGCUGGCUAUUUGUUUCGGAAUCAUGAUAUCCUUCUGGAUCGAUUACGGUACCAAUUACAUCGGCGGAAGUGGAGACUCUCAACACGAAGCUGCUUGGUUGCUCCCCAUCUGCCUGCAACUCUUCCCUGCAGCCGUCCUCUUCGCCGGUAUUCUUUUCAUGCCAUUCUCUCCUCGUUGGUUAGUCCACCAUAAUCGUGAGGAAGAAGCCAGGAAAGUACUCGCAAACCUGCGUGAUCUACCUCCCGACCAUGAGCUCGUCGAGCUUGAAUUUCUCGAAAUUAAGGCCCAGAGCAUGUUUGAGAAGCGCACAGUGGCGGAGCACUUCCCUCACUUGCGCGAGUUGACAGCAUGGAAUAUCUUCAAGUUGCAAUUCGUAGCAAUUGGGUCUCUGUUCAAGACGAGAGCUAUGUUCAAGCGUGUCAUCGUCGCUACCGUAACGAUGUUCUUUCAGCAGUGGACGGGCAUCAAUGCGAUUCUUUACUAUGCGCCCACGAUUUUCAAGUCCCUAGGUCUCUCUUCGAACACUACCUCUCUACUUGCUACUGGUGUCGUUGGUGUGGUCAUGUUCAUCGCAACCAUUCCUUCCGUCCUUUACAUCGAUAAAAUUGGCCGCAAGCCAAUCCUCACAAUCGGCGCUAUCGGUAUGGCAAUCUGCCACAUCAUCGUCGCAGCAAUCGUAGCAGCAGAUAGGUACUCGUGGGCAACGCACAAAGCAGCCGGCUGGGGUGCAGUGGUAAUGGUCUGGCUUUUUGUCGUUCACUUCGGAUACAGCUGGGGACCAUGCGCCUGGAUCAUCGUCGCCGAAAUCUGGCCCCUAUCCAACCGCCCAUACGGAAUCGCCCUCGGCGCAAGUUCCAACUGGAUGAACAACUUCAUCGUCGGCCAGGUAACGCCCGACAUGAUUUCUGGCAUCUCGUACGGCACCUACCUCAUCUUCGGCAUCCUGACAUUCGGCGGCGCAGCAUUCGUCUGGUUCUUCGUGCCCGAGACAAAGCGCUUGACGCUCGAGGAAAUGGAUGUAAUCUUCGGAUCGGAGGGUACGGCGCAAGCUGACUUCGAGAGAAUGGAGGAGAUUAAUAAGGAGAUUGGACUGGAUACGCUGUUGAGAGGUGCGGGGAGUGGCAGUGGCGUUGUUGGGACGGAGAAGGAGCACAGUGGCAGUGAGAAGGAACCCCAUCUUGAGGCUACGGCGGAGCAUGAGUAGGAGCAGACGACGAGCCCGGAGGUGCAGAAGUGAGGGUUGGGUGGAGGAGUGAGAAAAUCGAGAGAAAUAGGGAAAAGGGGGUUCUUUGUUGUGUGGCUUGGAGAA
This is a messenger RNA of Hyaloscypha bicolor E, 2030 nucleotides long. RefSeq names its product putative quinate permease. Bases 183 to 1925 code for a protein of 580 amino acids. The transcript is spliced from 3 exons. NCBI's taxonomy places the organism in Eukaryota, Fungi, Ascomycota, Leotiomycetes, Helotiales, Hyaloscyphaceae. Gene Ontology annotation, biological process: carbohydrate transport; transmembrane transport. Gene Ontology annotation, molecular function: carbohydrate:proton symporter activity. Gene Ontology annotation, cellular component: membrane. The record is from RefSeq and is a predicted model, not a curated record.